Saccostrea cuccullata (small rock oyster) is the source of this 3373-nucleotide messenger RNA. RefSeq lists its product as uncharacterized. NCBI's taxonomy places the organism in Eukaryota, Metazoa, Mollusca, Bivalvia, Ostreida, Ostreidae. The transcript is spliced from 5 exons. The record is from RefSeq and is a predicted model, not a curated record. Bases 879 to 1955 code for a protein of 358 amino acids.
GUGAUUAAGUAAUUUACUAGUAUAUCGUAAAAUAGAUGAUAACUAUAAUUUUCUAAUUUUUUCUCAAAGUUUGAAAUUGCCAAAGUAAACGUUUCUCAUUCAAUGCAACCCUUUGAACAUUUACACAUGACCCUUCUUGUCCUUGACAAUGUAUAACUCAGGCUUAUCCCUUAAAAAGUAUUGUGUUCUGAAAACAAGAAUUAUUGUUGCUUUGUGUACCAUGAUACUUAAGUAAUGUCACCCACAUGGAUGCCUGAACUAAUAUCCCAGCUUAUUAACAUGUACAGGAAGUGCAAACCAGGAAAAUAUUGUUUGUAACAGGAGAAUUCAACUAUCAUCAAGUAUCGUUAAGUAUAUCAAUGUCAAAAAGUAUGCUUAAGGACUUUUUUAUUUUCUAAAAAUUAUCCAGUUUUUAUAGCUUAAAAGUUUGUGAUAAAAACAAUCUGUGUUUGAAUCCAGAACCUGAAGCACAUAUUUAGGACGAACCUAAAGCGGUUUAACGUACGUCGUCUCCACCAGCUAAGAACACGGAUAACAGACCAAAAACUGUCCGUCAACGGGUUACCACACCCAGAAAGUACCGUCAACCCCCCUUCAACAAUCAAUCCAGAACUGCUGCACAAACUGCUCCUACAAUGGCUGGUUGAAGAAAUCAACAUAAAUGUACACAAAUUAUUCACGAGAGACUGAGAGGACAUCCGUACAUUGGAAACCCACUAGCGUUGAGACGUCGCACUGUAGAUAUUGUUAUGCCCCUUGAAUUUAGGAGCUAUGAAAAUUAUAUCAACCUGACUUUUCAAUAUUUCGCAAAUUUUUAUCACAACACACUCUAAAACUGUUGAUUCUAGGAAUAUCAAAGAUCAACAUAUUUUUCCAAGAUGGUUGAUGGAAUACCCAUUAUUUCUCAGGCAAAGUCUCUUGUGCAAUAUAUGUCUGGCGAUUCCGAGGGGGCAAAAAAGACUCAAGACAAUUUUACGAAGCAGUGUCUUAUAGUUUCCCAGCUUCGAUCUGCAGUAGAAAUAUGUAAUGGUGAUGUAGAAGCUGCAAAAGAAACUCAGAGUGAAUUUGUUAAAAAUAUGAGCGGUUUAGCUGAUGCAUUUCCCGUUGUUGGUCAUGUCAAAGGUGUCGUACACUACGCCGCAGGAGACAGAGAAGGCGGAGAUAAUGCUAUGAAAUCUGCGUCUCGCACUACUGGAGCAAUAAUAGGUGGUGCAGUUGGUUCCUUAGCUGGGCCCGCUGGGGCUUAUGCAGGAGGAGUUGCAGGUGCGGUAACCAUGGAUGCAAUAAUAACUGGAGCAGAUUCUGCUAUCCAUGGUGAGGAUAGAUUACAUGGAUCUAUUAGCCAAUUUGAGGAACUAAGGAAAAAUCCUAGUAAUGCUGGGAAAUGGUUUGAUGUGGUAGCUUCAACAGGAUUUGAUGCUCUUGUUGGAGGAUACGCAGGCACAAAAGUGUGUAAUUCAAUAAAAAAUGCUAAAACAAAAUGUGCCAAUUCUAAGACUCAAUCCCCUGUUAAAAGUCUCCUUCAGGAUCAAAAAGCUCAUGAAGUAUUUGAUGGUCACAAUAAACAAGUAGGAAACAAUUGCACGCUGCGAGAUCAGGCGAAUGCUGAAACCAUAAAGAAUCAUUUUAAUGCAGAAAAAACGUCCAAGUUCCAUAAAAAUGUUCCAAACACGAAGCCGUCAUUAAAUCCAAAUCCAAAGAAAUGUCAAACUCCUCCAAGUAAUCAAGGCUCUGGCAAACACUCCAGAUACAAUACUGCUGCAAAGUUGUUUGGAACUAGUGCUGCAUUUUCACUGCCGUCAUUAUCAUUGAAAAAUAAUUUCAAUGUGAAUUUCAUUGUCAAGAAAAAAGAAGUUAAUGGGAUGGGACUGAAGGAGAUGGGAGUGGUGUGUUUUGCAGCAUUUUGUGCUUUCAACAGUAAAAGAGUUAUGUUACGUUUGAAACGGUACAAAUAGACAGGUGCCGUGUAUAUUGGAACCACCACGCUAUGAAGCAGAUCAAUACAGGACAAAUGAGCUAAAUGCAAAUAGGUUAUAUUUUUGUAUUUGUACAAUGUGAGAAAGUCAGAAUAAUAUUUUUCAUCUGUUCAUAAUUUAUUUUAAAAAAGAGGUGAAAAAUGUUUAAUUGUAAGAUAUGUAAAUGUAAAAAUGAUCUUAACCAAGGAAGACAUUAUGUGAUUUGUGUUAUGCAAGUUUAUAUAAAUGGUUUAUGACAAAAAUAAGGAUUUAAAUUUGUAUAUUUUGGAAGUUGUUAAAGGUUUAUGAUCAAUAACAGGGGAAUAACAGGAAACAUUUAAAAAAAACUAUUUUAGUAUAUGUAAGACAAAGAAAAAAAUUACCCUUCCUGCUCUCCUUAACCACCUCAGGAUGACGUUCCCCACCUAAGCCAAUAUUAUAAAGUUACAACUGAAUUGUGUACUCUUUCUUUUUACAUGUUAAAUUCUGCUUUUUGUUUUGUAUAAAGAAAGCUAAAAAUUCAUGUUUUACAGCAAUUUUAAGCAAACAUUAGUUAAUAUAUAAUUUGUGUUGUGUUAUUAUCAUACAUGUAUGUAUGAAAUAUUCUAUAUGCGUAAAGAACAAUUGUCAAUUUAGUUGGUAACUUUUGAUGCUAAUUUUAAGUACACGUUUUGAAUAUUGAUCAGAUCAAGAACUUUAUUUUGAUCAAUAAAAAUUUUACAAGAAAUAUCAUCCUCUGAUGCUUUGAAAUCAUUUAAUGCAUACUGUUAUAUCUAAAAAUGCAUGGUUUUCACUACGAAGAUCCGAUUCCAAAGUAAAGGUUAAACUGAAGCUAGUUGUAUGUACUUCUAGCACGGGAUUCAAAUCAGUGUGUAUAUAUGUAAUUAAAGGGUUCAUUUUUAUGGUUUUUUUUUCGGUUUUUUUUUUUUGGAUUUACAAAAUGUUUAGCGGUUAGUACUAUCCAUUAAUUCCAUACAUUAUCAUGACAAUGAGCACACAUGGGGCGUGGCUGGUCGACAGGGGAUGCUCACUCUCCAUGGCACCUCUCAUGCCGCUAAUGUUUUGAAGGUCUUGUUUGCUCUGCUUUAAUUUUGUACUGUUUUCUGGACUUUAAUAUUGGACACUUUUUUUUCAUUUCGAUAUGUUUAUUAAACACAGUAAUUAGAAAAUAAAGAUAGAUAAUUUUAUGACAUGGGCUAUUUAUUUUUUCGCAGAUUCUGUAUUUUUCAAAUACUAGACUCUGCUUUUAAUGCUUGCUGUAAGCUAUUAUUGAUUCUUAUGUAAAUAUUUCUUAAAUUCGCACUCUGUGUCCAUUCUAAUUUAAACCCAAGAUUUUUGAAUGCCUUUUAUCAUUACUUUUAUUCCUGAUUCAUAUAUUUUACAAUGUCAUGUAACGUUAGUUUAUGAAUUAAAAUUUU